AUGGCUCACCGUCUGAUCACCCAAGUCGUCAUCACCGCCUCCCGCGUGCUGGGCCGUUCCUUCGUCGAGGCCUACAAGCAGGCCCAGGCCUCCUCCAACUACCAGCGCGCCCAGGCCAAGCUCAACCCCAAUGCCGCCUCGGCGCGCGCCAGCCUCGGCAGCGGCAUGACCAUGGACGAGGCCUGCAAGAUCCUCAACGUCAAGCCGCCCCAGGGCGGCAAGACCAACAUGGACGAGGUCAUGGAGCGCUUCAAGAAGCUCUUCGACGCCAACGACCCCCAGAAGGGCGGCAGCUUCUACCUGCAGAGCAAGGUCCUCCGCGCCAGGGAACGCAUCGAGGCCGAGGUGAAACCCGCGCUGGAAAAGGCCGCUCAGGAGGCCGAGGUGCAGGAGGGCUGGAAGCCCAAGGUCUACAAGGACCGGUAG
Messenger RNA from Neoarthrinium moseri, 426 nucleotides. RefSeq lists its product as uncharacterized. The record is from RefSeq and is a predicted model, not a curated record. The transcript has 2 exons. Gene Ontology annotation, cellular component: TIM23 mitochondrial import inner membrane translocase complex. Bases 1 to 426 code for a protein of 141 amino acids. NCBI's taxonomy places the organism in Eukaryota, Fungi, Ascomycota, Sordariomycetes, Amphisphaeriales, Apiosporaceae. Gene Ontology annotation, biological process: protein import into mitochondrial matrix.